AUGCAUCAUCACAUAUCGCAAGAUCCCAGUCGAUCGACAACACCGGAAUACCAAGAAUCCCCCUCUCAAAAAACCUCCGACUCCACCAAAAAACCACCAACCCUGGCAUUUGGAAUGUGGCGUGCGGAUAAUCAGAAGAAAUUCGAUGAAAUGUAUCCGAAUAAGCUUCCAUUUGAAGUCGUGACAAAAAUGAAAACCGCUUGGAGACACCACAUACCAGCUGAAGAGAGAGACUACUAUUUUGCCAAAGAAAGACAAUUGAAGAUUCAAAGAGAUAAUCCAUCAAUGGCGCCAACGAAAGUCGAGAGCCCACCGCGGAGCUUCGAAGUUGCACGAGAAGUGGAGAGUCCAAAACCACAAGAAGAAUACGUGAAACGACCGCUGAAUCCUUAUAUGAUCUUCUUUCGAAAACGCAGAGCCGAUAUGUCGAUUACUGAGCCAAAUCUUCCUUCAUCGGAAAUCUGUAAGCGGUUGGGUGCAGCAUGGGCAAAUAUGUCAGCGGCGGAGAAAAAACCAUUCUAUGACGAAGCCGGGAAAUUGAAGAAGCAAGUUUAUGAGGAGCACCCAAACUACAAAUUCCAUCCUCGCAAGCGACCGGCUGCUCAAAUAUCGGAGACCCCCACCUCAACGAUGACUCCCAUCAGACCCACGUCUUAUUCCAUUCCUCAUGGACCCCCCAGCCAUUCUCAACCAUCAUCCCCAAUGAGACAAAGUUCCUUCAACAUGCCACCACAACAAGUGCAAACUCCACACACGCCUUCUAACGUGCCACCACCAGGAGUCCCUGCUCAGCGCCAACAAGUCCGUUUCCGUUUUCCGCCUUGUCUGGAGUAUCCAAGAACAAGCGGGAGAGCAAUUCGAGAGGGGCAGGAAAAUUAUGGAGCCAGUUAUUUGCCAGUCUGGUUUUGA
Messenger RNA from Caenorhabditis briggsae, 909 nucleotides. The transcript has 2 exons. Gene Ontology annotation, molecular function: RNA polymerase II cis-regulatory region sequence-specific DNA binding; DNA-binding transcription factor activity, RNA polymerase II-specific. The record is from RefSeq and is a predicted model, not a curated record. Gene Ontology annotation, biological process: regulation of DNA-templated transcription; cell differentiation; anatomical structure morphogenesis. Lineage: Eukaryota; Metazoa; Nematoda; Chromadorea; Rhabditida; Rhabditidae. Bases 1 to 909 code for a protein of 302 amino acids.